GCCAAACAUCGAUAACAUCGAUAUUCUCCGGCUCUACUGCUUCAAUACGGCUUCUAUAAUAUGUUACCGCUGUCCCUUUUGAAGACUGCGCAGAGCCACCCUAUGCUGGUUGAGCUAAAAAAUGGGGAGACUUACAAUGGACACUUGGUGAGCUGUGAUUCUUGGAUGAAUAUCAAUCUACGUGACGUAAUUUGCACUUCAAAGGAUGGAGACCGUUUUUGGCGCAUGCCGGAAUGCUAUAUUCGAGGAAGUACCAUUAAAUAUUUGCGGAUACCUGAUGAGGUAAUCGAUAUGGUUAAAGAAGAUGCACAGGCUAAAUCCCGAAAUAGAACAGAGCUAAACAAAAAUCGUGUUGCAAACUCAGCGCAAAAUCAACGCGCAGCACGUAGCGGUAACCGAAAUAAUUUUGGAAACCGCAGCGGGCAGUUAAGUGGAGGUCCUGGGAAUAACACUCAGCGAGUAGGAGUUUCAGGACAAGGGAAUCGACUUCUUGCCCAGAAUAACAAAAAUAGAAAAUAAUUUGAAACAAAAG
Drosophila subobscura is the source of this 532-nucleotide messenger RNA. RefSeq names its product U6 snRNA-associated Sm-like protein LSm4. The record is from RefSeq and is a predicted model, not a curated record. The transcript is spliced from 4 exons. Lineage: Eukaryota; Metazoa; Arthropoda; Insecta; Diptera; Drosophilidae. Gene Ontology annotation, molecular function: U6 snRNA binding. Gene Ontology annotation, biological process: mRNA splicing, via spliceosome; spliceosomal snRNP assembly; P-body assembly. Gene Ontology annotation, cellular component: spliceosomal tri-snRNP complex; P-body; U6 snRNP. Bases 61 to 519 code for a protein of 152 amino acids.